ACUGAGGGAGCAAGCAUGGCGGCCUCUAUUGCCAGGGGCUGCCGGGUUGCAAUGGCCCUGGGCCGGAGCUUUCGAUGCGCCUGGGCUCUGCGCCCUGCGCCAGCCUCUGUCGCCUGCCAGACCCUCGCGGGGCCGAGCUGGCGGCAGAUCACUGGACCUUCUGAGCCCGGCGCGUUCCAGCCACCGCCGAAACCGAUUAUCGUGGACAAGCGCCAUCCCCGUCGCCGGGAAAGCAGGUUCUUGAGUCCUGAAUUCAUUCCUCCAAGGGGAAGAACAAAUCCUCUGAAAUUUCAAAUAGAAAGAAAAGAUAUGUUAGAAAGGAGAAAAAUACUUCACAUUCCAGAGUUCUAUGUUGGAAGCAUUCUUCGUGUUACUACUGCUAACCCAUAUGCCAAUGGAAAAACCAGCCAGUUUCUGGGAAUUUGCAUCCAGAGAUCAGGAACAGGACUUGGAGCUACUUUUAUCCUUAGGAAUACUAUUGAAGGACAAGGUGUUGAGAUUUGCUUUGAACUUUAUAAUCCUCGAAUACAGGAGAUCCAAGUAGUCAAAUUACAGAAACGGCUGGAUGAUAGCUUGCUAUACUUGCGAGAUGCCCUUCCUGAAUACAGCACUUUUGAUAUGAAUAUGAAGCCAAUAGCACAAGAACCUAGCCAAGAAGUUCCUGUUAAUCAGCUGAAAGUAAAAAUGAAGCCCAAGCCGUGGUCCAAACGCUGGGAACGUCCAAAAUUUAAUAUCAGGGGGAUCAGAUUUGAUCUUUGUUUAACUGAAGAGCAAAUGAAAGAAGCCCAGAAGUGGAGUCAGCCAUGGCUUGAGUUUGAUAUGAUGAGGGAAUAUGACACUUCAAAAAUUGAAGCUGCAAUAUGGGAUGAAAUUGAAGCAUCGAAAAAUUCCUGAUCUGAGAAUGAGUUUGGUUACUUGCAGAGGAUAUACUGUCUCUCAGAGGAUUUAUUUAGAAACAAAUUUAAUCUCAUAUAUAAGGACAUAGUCAUUAAAUCAACCAAACAUUCAUUAUUUUAUGAAUAUUAUUUAAAAAAUUAGCACACCAGUUUAUUACUUUAAAAAGAAAAAUGUACAUGCCAAGUGGUCUGAUGUCCAUUCUCUUAAUGGAGGCAAAGCUACAAUAGAGUCAAACUGUUACCAGAAUGGUCUUCAUUGAGCUUGGAAUCUGAGCAAGGAAGUGGAUAGGAUGAUUUUUUAAAUUUGUGAAGUAAAUUAUAAAUUCAAAAAGUGUAUGAUUUAAAGAGUAAUAAUAAAAUGAGCAUUCAUAUACCCACCAUCAGGUUAAGAAGUAAGACAUUUGUAAUAUCUAAGAAGGUCAAGAAAUAGAGCAUUUACUAGAAUCUAAGAAGACUGUUGUGUGUUGUAAUUGCAUCCCUCCCCUCUUCCAGAUGUAGGCACUAUCCUGACUUUGUGUUAAUCAUUCCUUUGCAUUUCUUUUAUUUUAUUAUAUACACAUACACUCUUUUUUUUUUUUUUUUUUUUUUAAUGAUAUUCUUGUCUGCUUACAUUCUUUUUAUGUAUGUAUGUAUGUAUGUAUGUAUGUAUGUAUGGCUGUGUUGGGUCUUCGUUUCUGUGCGAGGGCUUUCUCUAGUUGUGGCAAGCGGGGGCCACUCUUCAUCGCGGUGCGUGGGCCUCUCACUAUCGCGGCCUCUCGUUGCCGCGCACAGGCUCCAGACGCGCAGGCUCAGUAAUUGUGGCUCACGGGCCGAGUUGCUCCGCGGCAUGUGGGAUCUUCCCAGACCAGGGCUCGAACCCGCGUUCUCUGCAUUGGCAGGCAGAUUCUCAACCACUGCGCCACCAGGGAAGCCCUACACAUACACUCUUAAACAAUAUAUUUACUUUUGAAAAAUCUGUUGGCAGGUAUAAAAGGACAACAUUGUCAUUAUUACAUGAAAGCUUCAGGGAGAGCAUAACGAAGUCUUUGGGUCAUAGUCUGGCUUCAGCUUCCAUGAGAGUUCACAAAAAUCACUUUUGAGGAAGUUCGUGGCUAAGGUCAUGAGUGAGUCCUGCUAAAUAGAAGGCUCACCAGAGGGUAUCUGGAAGGGCCUAUAGUGUGGACUGCAUAAUUGAUGUCUGACAAAAAUGUGGUUGGAGGGAGUAGACUUCUUUGUAUUUACUGGUUCUCAGUCCAUGAGGAAUUAAAUUCUAGCUCAAAGGAGUAGGUCAAGACAGUACUUCCAUAGGGUGAUGUGAGUGUCUUUGCUGAUCCUUGUAGCUGAGAUGGAAUGGAAAGCUGGCAUGUCAUCAUACAUGGUAAAGACCAACCUACAGAUAAUUAGGACCAGUUUCACCUGGGCAUGCUGUUCCUCAAGUUUAAAAGAGUACAGUACUAGCACUGAUCUUGAUGAGGGUAACCAUUAACCUGUCUCUUGAAUUAUUCUGCUUAAAUCUAUGUUCUUGUGCCUAAGCUUUUGGGAUUUGCAUUUACUCUUCUCCUGUGCUGAUCUGUUUUCUGGAGUUUUGUUUUCCAUUUUACUGGCUUUAUUGUUUUCCAUUUUGGUGAAGCACACCCUUUGUUAGCUUCUAGAGAAAGUAUCUAUAUAGGUAAAUUUUUUGACCUUGCAUAUCUAUCAUAUUUGAUUAAUAUUUUAUAAAAUUCUGGGUGGGAGAUAAUUUUCCUUCAGAAUUUUGAAGGUAUUGCUUCAUUGUCUUAUUUCCAGUUGUGUUGAGAAAUCCAAAACCAUUUUGAUUUCUGCUCUUUGAAUGUGACUUGAAAGCUUUGUAGAAUACCUUGGUUCUCAGGGUAGUGCAAUUUCGCAGCGACAGGCCUUGGUGUGGGUCUAUUUUUAUUCAUUAUCUUAGGUGUUUGAUGAACCCUUUCCAUGCGGUAGCUCAUAUCUUUCAGUUCUGGGAAACUUUCAGUGUUCAUUGAUUUCCUCUCCUCUGCUUCUCUCUUUCUGGAACUGAUAUUUUGAUGUUGGAUUGGAUCUCUGUUUUCCUACCCUCUCUCCAUCUCUUCUUUAGCUCUUUGAUUCAGUCUUCCAACUCUUUGCUAUAUUUUUAGAUCUCAAGAUCCCUUAAUGAUUUCUGAAAGUUCCUUUUCUUAUAUAGUACUCGGUUCUUAUUUUAUAUUCUUGUCUAUGGAUUUGUUCUGUUACCAUUGAGGAUGUUCAUGAUUGUGUUUGUUUUUAAUAUUUAUUUAUCUUUAUUUUUUUUUUGGCUGUGUUGGGUCUUAGUUGUAGCACACGGGAUCUUCAUUGAGACAUGCGGAUCUUUCGUUGGCUUCUCUCUAGUUGUGGCAUGUGGUGGCCCCCAAGCUGUAAGCUUAUUCAGCUUUCUGCUUUCCAGAGAACUGCUUGUCUAUUUCUUGGUAUGCACUCCUGACACUGCGGUAUUGAGCGUUAAAAAGGAAAAUGGCUUGCAGCCAGUUUCGUUCCAGGUGCCUGCUCUGGAUCUAAGAGCCCCUGGUUGUUCCCCAGAAGAAGGACGUGCUGCCCUGAGGGGGAAGUCUGUAUCUCCAAAGAAUGGCCCAUAAGGCAUGCUGACGCAUAGAUAGUGGCGACAGAAUUUUGUGGAAUUACAGGGUUUACUGAUUUAUUGUCUAAUAUUCGUUCCGUACUAAACCUAUAUAUACAUUCAUGCUCUUUGAAUAAACUUGCCUUGCAACCAUCA
Messenger RNA from Balaenoptera acutorostrata (minke whale), 3612 nucleotides. It is a transcript of the gene MRPL19, whose product is annotated as mitochondrial ribosomal protein L19. Bases 16 to 894 code for a protein of 292 amino acids. Gene Ontology annotation, cellular component: mitochondrial large ribosomal subunit; ribosome. The record is from RefSeq and is a predicted model, not a curated record. Gene Ontology annotation, molecular function: structural constituent of ribosome. The transcript has 6 exons. Lineage: Eukaryota; Metazoa; Chordata; Mammalia; Artiodactyla; Balaenopteridae. Gene Ontology annotation, biological process: translation.